Molecule: messenger RNA, 2740 nt
Organism: Odontomachus brunneus
Lineage: Eukaryota; Metazoa; Arthropoda; Insecta; Hymenoptera; Formicidae
Exons: 2
Coding region: 291-644 (117 amino acids)
Source: RefSeq, a predicted model, not a curated record
GAGGCCUAUGUCGCUUUUGGUUACUUUCCUCUACUGAGUAAAUUUUCAGGUGUGAAAUCAAAUAAAAGAGCUAUAUAUUAUUUAAAAUCAAUAUUAAUGAUCUGUGAGGGAUAGUAUAUUUUAACAAUAUUCCACGUAUAUACUUUUAGUACUCAUCAAUACUAAGUAUUCCCCAAAAAAGUUGUGACGUGGCAGCCGUGGAGGCGCCCGUACCGAAUUAGUGAGAAUGUUUUUCGCGUGUCGCGUCGCUGACGGUUUUCGAGACCUUUCCGAAUAUCGCGUUCCGUCGAAUGUUUGUUUGUGAAAGUCUUAGAACAAAGCGAAGAAGCGAUUCUUGCGAGCGGAGCAGAUGCGAAGGUCAGCGCGUCCCGAAUUUUGUGCCCCUCGGCGUCCCUUGCCGGCCACCAGGACGAGGAGUGGAGGACAUCGAGGGGCGAGGAAGCAGCGGCCGACAACUAGCGAAGCCCUUACUCAGCAAGCAGCUGUCGCGAGAGCCCAGCAAAAAAAAAAACGGAAGAACCGAGAGAGGCAACAGGUGGAUUCACGAGGACAACAGCGUCGCGAGACGAAAAGUGCCUCGAGACAAGAAUACCGAAAUCUGCCGAUUCUCGACUAUCGACAACCACCACCAGGACGAGGGGUGAAGCGACGAGGGAGGAUCCGCGAAGAUACGUGAUCCUCCAAGAGAGAAACAACUGACAGCCUUACCGCGACUACCGCCGCGAACGGAGCAAAUUUCCGCCACGCGUCCUAUACCAAGCGCCGAGCGAGCGUGACAGAGAACGAGAGUGCCAGAGAGAGAGAGAGAGAGAGAGAGAGAGGCAAGGGAGAGCGGAGUGGCAGAGAGAGAGCGGGGCGAGAGAGAGAGAGAGAGAGAGAGAGAGAGAGAGAGAGAGAGAGAGAGGAGCGCGAAGACGGAGGGAGAGCGGAGCGGGAGAGAGAGCGGAAAGAGAGAGAGAGGAUCGCCGCCGCUGCCGUCACCGCCGUCGUCGACGCCGACAUCGCCGCCGACUCAGGGUCGCCGCCGAGUAAUGUAAGAUCGACCAUCUGUUCAGAAAUUUAUUUGUGCCGCGUAUCGGCUCGUGCCUUAUCGUGUCUCGUCCGCGGAGUGGUCGCGCGGUUAAUAAAAGGCUCGCCCGAGGAAAUCGUCCCCGGGCUUCGCGUGGCAUUCUCGCGAACAGUACCGUCUCCCGAGGAGCGUUGCCGUUACCAUGUUAUAUCGCGUAUUGAAUAUCGGGACGUGCGAGUCCCCCAAUAAACGUACUUCUCAUUAUCGAUAUCAAGUCGAGUUGAUUUCGCCUUCUCCUAACCCAUUCCGUCUCCGACUUAAAACUCUUGGAGCUGCCGGUCCCGAUGGUCCCGAGACACGCGAAUUGCGUGUAAGUUCCUAUCACGGUUAUCGCGAGGUGGUGCGGCCUUUCCGCACCUGGCGCCCAACGAAUCUUUUUCGGCUUGGUGGUGUGAACCGGAGCCGACGGUAGUUUGCUGACGCGGUUGACAGGCGACGGUCUGCCGUCGCUCGCGAAAUUACCUUCGCGAGUAGCGUCGCAAAGUAUUGGCCAAUAGUAUUAACUAAUACUAAGUAUUGCGCACUUAAUACUAUUUUUCAGUAUUUAUGAAUACUUAGUAUUCAUCAAUAUUAAAUAUUGCCCAAAAAGUAUUAGCCAAUUUAGUAUUAACCAAUACUAAGUAUUCAAUAGGUUUUUUUCCUUAAAGGAUAAACUACUAGGUAUUGAAGAUUGUCAACACGCACUCCAAACUUUCGUGAAUCUCUAUGGAUAACUUCCUAAGCGGUAUACCACCGAUCUCUUAUUCAAGUCCUGACUCCGUUAGAAUGUUGCCUAACCUGAAAGCAGCUUGCUUAACCUGUUGAAUAUUUUGAAAAUGCAAUGGCAACUUUUUAUCAUCGAUUAGCUUACUGUCAAGAAGCCAACGAUCAACAGUUUGAGCAUUUGCAUUGAUGAUACUUUCAAUAACCAGUUUAGUCUAAUGCUUUGAUAAUGCUUUGUCUUGUCUUAAUUUGCUAAACAGCCAUUACAGUCUUGCCUUGACUGGCUGGACAAUGCUUUGUUUUACCUUAAUUGGCUGGACAAUCUUACAGUCUUGACUUAACUGUCUGGACAAUAUACUUGUCUUGAAUGACCUCUAAACUUGAGCUUUGGUCAAAGUCACCAUCAAAUAUCUCUCUUUAAUCACUGAAACACUUUUCUGAAAAGUUAUCCAACUGUUGAAGGUUUGACCUUCAAAUGACUCUCAGGGAUCACUUUGACCCAAUGACUAAAUACAUAUCUGGACGUAUAAUUUCCCGUUCUUUCCAUUUCCGAGGUAAAAAAUGGGGGUUUCCAUUUAAGAUUUUCAAGUUUACUUUGAAAUGACUUCUGAACUUGACCUUUGAGUCAAGAUCAAUAUCACCAUCGAAUUCCUGUUUUCAAUCCUAAAACUUUUGUAUUUAACGUUUUUCUCAAUAACGCUUUCCUGAGGAGUUAUUUAGCUGUCUCGGAACUUUUUGGACAUUCUGUAUAUAUAAAAUAUUAAUAUAUUAUUGUGAGCAAUAUAUUUCAACUUGCUUUUUUAAUAUAUUCAUUUUAAUAUUUUAAUAUAUAACAGUAUUAUAUUUAUCGUAUAGAUUUGUCUAUUGUAGAUCACAAUAUUUAUGCUAUAUAUUUAUAUUAUGUGAUGAAAAGAUGCUAAACAAUAUUUUGGGUAAUUAUGCAGUAUAGCGGACCCAUUUCCGAUGACC